AUGUCUGACUUAGGGUCUCCGGAGGCGAUGAGGACCUACAUGCUUAGGUCCAUUUCUACCGCAGCCUCAAAUGAGAAAGUGCUACUUUAUCUGGAAAGCCUGCAGAGAGCACCUCCCGAAGAAGACGAUAGAGCGAGCAGUGUUGUAUCUGGCGGACGGCGUAGAGGCAGCGUAGCCAGUAGCCGUCGCAGGCUGCAAGAUCUUGCUGAAGAGGGUGCCGACUACGGUGAACAGGAAGACGAGGAAGACAUUAGGUCUGAUGUGCAAGAGGGAAACGGCUCCGAAACUGCACGAACAAUCCCUAUCCAAACGACCGGGAACCCCGAGCACCACGAACCUGGUCCAAAUGACCCCCCGGGCCCCCACUUCGAAUCAUACGGGUCGUCAUUCGGAAACUUCGGACCCCUGCCCCCUGCGGAAGCAUGGAACGCGCCGCACUCGCCUGUCCGCCCCACCGGGGUACCUUUGCCAGGCUCGCCUACAGAUAGCCACCCUAACCCGUUCCAGCAAUGGGGUAUGACUCCUGCCACAGCUGCCGGUAUUCCUCUUCCGCCUUCCGUCGCGUCUGCUUCAGUUCAUCCAGGCGCUGAAUCUCCAUCAAGCCCUAUGGCUAGAAGCAGACAUAACGCGUCCAGAGCUUCGAAUAAAUCACCUGCUCCCCCUGCCAGUGCGGCGAACGGGAUGUUGUCUCCCAAAUCUGCAUCUCGUGCACUGUCUCCGACGCGCACUGGUGGCGGCGGUGAAAGGCCAUGGUCGCCCCGUACUGUAGUAUCGCAAGGUCAAUCAUUGAAAUCUCGUGCUACUCAAAAGACGAACCGAACGGUUUAUCCUCCUCUUCCUGAGUCUGUAGUAGAAGAUAACUUCUCCAAAGCGCCUACUCAGAGAGCAACAUCCCCCGUUGAUCGUCGGACUAACAAGUCGCCGUCAAUUGCGCCAUCCGAUUCUCCCUCGCAGGCGAGGUCGAAACGGUCGACGGUAAAGCCGCUGGCGAAAGAGCCAUCCCUCAAGCCUGUAAAAUCUGUCAAGAGCACUACAGAGAUCAAUGGUGGGGUGGCACCUUCUGGUGGUGUUUCUAGAUAUGCAACCUCCCAACGAGAUGCUCGCUCGCAAGCACCCAUGUCACCUCGCACCCAGCCUAGUCAGGUCCCAAUGUCUCCUGAGAGGAGCACGCGUGAUCUGCAACGUGCCGCAGCGGCGAUGUCCCCCACGAGGUCGCAACGUCCCGAGUACGACCCUCAAACUACGCCUACCCCUUCACGUCCCGCAUCUCCAAUGGACGACCUGGAUGCAGAUGAACAACGCAUGGUUAAUACUGUACUGACACGCCCCGCACGAUCACGAACAUCGUAUGCUCCAUCUACGAUGGCUCCCUCUGCACUUGAACCUGAAAUCCAGCACUCACACUUCCAUGAUAUGGAGCUCUGUCAACUAUUGCAUGCCCUUGACCAAACCAUGGGAGAGCCCGUAAAAAAAGCUGUCCGAAAAGCAGUUAGAGCUAGAGUGAAGAAACUUGGUAUGAAGAACGAUAAUGAGUCUAUCAGACAAUAUCGGAAGUCUUUCCACGACCAUGACCCAAGCGUACAUCUUGCUGCAGCGCUGCAAGCUCAGCCUAGCUCGAAACGGUCCACCCAAUUAGGCACAUCAACGGAACCCCCAGAGUGGGCUAAGGACCUCAUUGACGGCAUGAUCAACAUGCGCGACCGACUCGACAGUUUGGCGCCGAAGAUUGAGAGAAGUCUGCAAUCCUCUAGAGGUGAUUCGUAUGUCACGGAUGGGCGCGGCUAUCCUCAUCGUCACCAUCAUUUCGGAGGAUCAGAAAUGGACGGAGCGUACACCCAGACACCGAUGACACAAACUGUGAACAUCAACACGCAGCCCACAGAUACGAUGGGGGACGAGUCUAUGUUCCAGCCUGGGGACACCGAUCUCAUUCGUGAUUCAACCCAAAUCCACACUCUGCCUGGCUCCAUGCAUCACCACGAUGGUUCCAUGCACGACGCCAUCCGCGAGGAAGACGGCUACGACGAUGAAGACGAUCUUCAUGGACACCACAUGGUCCCCACAGAUGGAGAUACGCAUGGCAUGAGCAGCAUGUACAUGCAUGACCGCGGUGAAUCUCCGGGUCAGCAGUACCUCGAGGAAGAGCUAUACAAGCUGAGAGUCAAACCUACUGGUAGCCAAUCUGCGAUGACACACAAGACUUGGGAAGUAGCCCGAGAUGAUGGCGAGGAUUACGAUGACGGCGAUGCACAAGUUGCCGUGACCGAAUCAGGCAUGCCUGAAAUACCUGAUGGUAACACUGGAGGAUAUACAGAUCGCAGAGGCUCACCUCCUCUUCCACCUCUUCCACCGGACACUCGAGGCGAUUUGGUCAAUAUGCCGGACCAUCAAGCGUGGCAGGCGGGAGGUUAUGGUCACGAACCUCAACUACCUCCACCAUGGCAGCGUAUCCAUCAGCGUCUCCUAAGCUGGGCGAUUGUAUGGCCCAUGUCCGAACUUGACAAUGCGGUGAACAGCGCGACGCGGGGUAUGCAAGUAGACGAGGUGGCGCUGAGCAUUUGGUCGACGCAGACGUAUAAACGCUAUGUCAGAGCAAAGAUGACCGACAGUCCUCCAGGCCGCGUGGAUCGUCUGUUUGUGCCACCUAACAUGGCGGACGCGAUCAGCACUGCGGUGUACAACGGGCGACACGGAGAUGCAUGCGGAAUGCUCAGAGACUUGUGGGCACCGUUUGGACUCGAGGGCAUGCCUAGGCUAUUGAUUGUCCUCGCAAAGCACCGAUCUGACAAUAAUCACUGGGUUGUCCAUCGUUUCUCCCUUCCCGACGGUUCUCUGACAACGUAUGAUACAUAUCCGGAAAGGUGUCUGCCGGAUGGCCGCCCUCUGGGAUGGUGGUUUGCUAUCCGCAUUGCUUGGCCGGACGCUAUAUACCCAAGUCCGGAUCAUCUCAUGCAAAAGAUGGUCCGGCUUCACCGUCCCAUGCAACUUGGAAUCGACAACUCCGUUGCUGCGGCAGGAAUUUGGCGCAACCUGCUCAUGGGCUCGCGUGCAGAACGCAGUCUCGACCUAGAGCGCCUUCGUGACCUCAUCAAUACGGAAGUCAAGAACUUGAGGCAGCGCAAACAGAUGGGCAAAUUAUUCAUUGGCCCGCCCAAGCCGAACUGGGAAGACAUGAAUUGA
Fibroporia radiculosa is the source of this 3180-nucleotide messenger RNA. RefSeq lists its product as uncharacterized. Bases 1 to 3180 code for a protein of 1059 amino acids. Lineage: Eukaryota; Fungi; Basidiomycota; Agaricomycetes; Polyporales; Fibroporiaceae. The transcript has 11 exons. The record is from RefSeq and is a predicted model, not a curated record.